AUGCCAGAGGUCCCACUCUGGAAGGUCUGGAGACGGCGGCGGUACGUGGUCACGCUGCUGACCUUCCUAGGAUUCUUCAACCUCUACGCCCUCCGGGUCAACGUCAGCGUCGUCAUUGUCGACAUGACGGAGAACAAGACGCACACAGACAGCAACGGGACGGUUGUUCGGGAGAGCGAGUUCGACUGGGACACGGAGCUGCAGGGCCUGGUGCUGAGCUCCUUCUUCUACGGCUACAUCUGCACGCAGCUGCUGGGCGGCUGGCUGGCGCUGCGCGUGGGCGGCGCUGUCCUCAUGACCUGCGCCGUCGCCGUCAGCGCCGUGCUGGCGCUCGUCACGCCCGUGCUGGUGCGCCUCAGCGUCUACGCCUUCAUCGCCAUCCGGGUCAUCCAGGGGCUCGUACAGUUGGCAGCCUCUUCCCCGCAGCCCCACGGCUCCCACACACAGAGGCAGGGCUCAGGGCCCGCUCUCCACGUUUUCCAGGGCAUGUCGUACCCGGCGGCGCAGGCUAUGUGGUCGCAGUGGGCGCCGCCACGUGAGCGCAGCGUGCUGGCCAACGUGGGCUACGCGGGCUGCGACCUGGGCUCCGUCGUCGCCAUGACUGUCUCGGGCGUCAUCACCGCCAAGCUGGGCUGGCCCGCCGUCUUCUACAUCUUCGGCUUCGUCGCCCUGGCCUGGACGGCGCUGUGGGUCCUGGUAGUACGCCGCGCGCCGAAGGAGGACCACCAUAUCGAUCCCCGGGAGCAGCAGUACAUCGAGGAGUCACUGGGCGGGCCACCCGAACACCAGAACCAAGAAUACCCGUGGAAGAAUCUGCUGACAUCGAUGCCUGUAUGGGCAGUGCUGGUGGCCAACUUUACAGCCAACUGGGGCUUUUACACAAUGCUCACAGAGCUGCCCACCUUCAUGAAAGAAACAUUAAACUUCAACAUCGAAGAAAGUGGGAUCUUGUCAGCACUACCAUCAUUGUUGAUGCUGUUCAUAUUGCCACUGGCGGGAUUCUCAGCUGACUGGCUGAUCAACAGAAAGCUCCUCACCAUUGGCCAGGUACCAUACUGA
Schistocerca piceifrons (Central American locust) is the source of this 1059-nucleotide messenger RNA. Its product is annotated as sialin-like. Lineage: Eukaryota; Metazoa; Arthropoda; Insecta; Orthoptera; Acrididae. Bases 1 to 1059 code for a protein of 352 amino acids. The transcript has 6 exons. Gene Ontology annotation, molecular function: transmembrane transporter activity. The record is from RefSeq and is a predicted model, not a curated record. Gene Ontology annotation, cellular component: plasma membrane. Gene Ontology annotation, biological process: monoatomic anion transport; transmembrane transport.